AUGAGGAACGGCGAGUACGAUCCAGAAGCCUUCCCCACCGAGCUACUUGCCGCAGUCUAUGGACAUGCAUUGCCCUUUUGUAUCUUCGAUGAUCAGCUUUGUAUCGAGGUAUACACUCCGCCAUCUACCGACUCACUGUUCCGUAUUGCCUGGUCAGCUGCACAUCCCAAGUUUCACACCCCGUCACUAUCAGUAGUUCAGACGCUUCUACUGCUUGUUCAAAGAAGACCAACAAACAAGCAUGUGGCAGAUACACCGGUCAAGUGGACAAUGGUGACUGACGCUGUGUCUAUCGCACAAUCGCUGGGCCUCAAUCUGGAUCCUACUGACUGGCCACUUCCUCUAUGGGAGCAAAGACUGAGAAGAAGAUUAGCCUGGGCUGUCUUUACCCAGGAAAAGUGGAUCGCUCUCAACACCGGUCGAAGCUCACAUAUUAUCUUAGACGACUGGGACGUGAAUCCGCUAACACAAGACGACUUUGAACUUGCUGAAGAUAGCAACGAUCGAGCUUAUUCCGAGUAUUUCAUACAGUUGUCUUCAUUGACUGAGAUCGUGGACGAUAUCCUUCGUAACUUAUUCUCGAUCAAGGCAACCAGAAAACUCUGCAGUUCUCUUGAUGCGACGCUUGAAGUGGCUAAGCCACUACGUGUACGGCUGAGCAAAUGGUAUCAGGAACUACCACCAGACCUUUUACCCAACGUCAAAACGGGGUAUGUGCAUGAUCUGGAUGCACGAGGUGGAUUGCAUCUAGCCUACAUUACAGCAAAGAUUCAGCUUUUCCGCGCCAUGUCUCGUCCGAUGAGCGAGCCAGAAACACAAGCAACAAAUGCUCUACGAACAGGAGCGAUAGCCAUGGGCAAAGAACUCUUUGAAUAUCUAGAAGGCCUCAACGCCAACCACAUGGAAGCCUUCUGGCCGUCUUGUAAGCCUUAA
Messenger RNA from Aureobasidium vineae, 933 nucleotides. The record is from the annotation of a GenBank genome assembly. Lineage: Eukaryota; Fungi; Ascomycota; Dothideomycetes; Dothideales; Saccotheciaceae.